GAGAUGACUCUCCUGUCCUCCCAGACACCAUCCUUGGAGACAUCGUCGGCUGCCACUGAGAGCCCAGAACAAAGGAUGCUGGAGAAGAGGUCUAAGGUUAUUGAGGAACUGCUCCAGACAGAGCGGGACUAUAUCCGAGACCUGGAGAUGUGUGUGGAGAGGAUCAUGGUGCCUCUGCAGCAGGCACAGAUGCAGAACAUAGACUUCGAGGGUCUUUUUGGAAACAUCCACAUGGUAAUUAAUUUCUCCAAGCAGCUGCUGUCCACCUUGGAGGCUUCAGAUGCCAUCGGGCCAGUGUUCCUGGCACAGCGUGCAGAGCUGGAGAGCAUCUACAGGGUGUAUUGCCAGAACCAUGAUGAGGCCAUCGCACUGCUGGAGACCUAUGAGAAGGAUGAGAAGAUGCAGAAACUACUCCUGGACCUGCUGGAUAGCCUCAGGAGCCUGUACAGUGAGUGGGGCUGCACAAACUACAUUAACCUGGGCUCCUUCCUCAUCAAGCCAGUGCAAAGGGUGAUGAGGUACCCACUGCUGCUGAUGGAGCUGCUGAGCGCCACCCCCGAGGCUCACCCUGACAAGGCACCACUCACAGCUGCUGUCCUCGCAGUCAAGGAAAUCAACGUCAAUAUCAACGAGUACAAGCGCCGGAAGGACCUGGUGUUAAAGUACCGGAAAGGGGAUGAGGAUAGCCUCAUGGAGAAGAUCUCCAAGCUCAACUUCCACUCUAUCAUCAAGAAAUCCAACCGUGUGAGCAGCCACCUCAAGCAUCUCACAGGCUUUGCACCCCAGCUGAAGGAUGAAGCCUUUGAGGAGACAGAGAAAAAUUUCCGGAUGCAAGAGCGGCUGAUCAAGUCCUUCAUCCGGGACCUUUCCCUCUACCUGCAGCACGUCCGUGAGUCAGCCUGCAUGAAGGCACUGGCAGCAGUGAGCAUGUGGGACCUGUGCAUGGAGAAGGGCAGUGGGGACUUGGACCAGUUCCAGAAAGUGAAUCGGCUUAUCAGCGACCAGCUGUUCUCCAACUUCAAAGAGCGGACGGAGCGGCUGGUGACCUCUCCCCUGAACCAGCUGCUGAGCAUGUUUGCGGGGCCCCACAAGCUGGUGCAGAAACGCUUCGACAAGCUCCUUGACUUCCACAACUGCACAGAGCGAGCAGAGAAGCUGAAGGACAAGCGAACGCUGGAGGAGCUGCAGUCAGCCCGCAACAACUACGAGGCCCUCAAUGCCCAGCUGCUGGACGAGCUGCCCAAGUUCCUGCGCUUCGCCAAGGAGCUGUUUGCCAGCUGCGUGCGGGGCUAUGCCAAGGCGCACUGCGACUUUGUGCACCUCGCCCUGGAGGAGCUGAGACCCCUGUUGUCGUUGCUGAAGGUGUCUGGCAGGGAGGGGAACCUCAUUGCAGUAUUCCAGGAUGAGCACAGUCGAGUCCUCCAGCAGCUCCAGGCCUUCACCUUCUUCCCAGAGUCCCAGGCAGCUCCCAAGAAGCCUUUUGAAAGGAAGAGUGUGGAGCGGCAGUCUGCCCGGCGGCAGCCCCUUGUAGGCUUGCCUAGCUACCUCCUGCAGUCGGAUGACAUCCGAGCUGCCCUCCUGGCCCGCUAUCCCCCAGACAGUCUCUUCCAGGCGGAUCGCAAUUUCAAUGCUGCCCAAGACCUGGAUGUCUCACUGCUGGAAGGAGACAUUGUGGGUGUCAUCAAGAAGAAGGACCCCAUGGGCAGCCAGAAUCGCUGGCUCAUAGACAAUGGGGUGACUAAGGGCUUUGUGUACAGCUCCUUUCUGAAGCCCUACAACCCGCGCCGCAGCCAGUCGGACGUCUCUGUGGGCAGCCACUCUUCCAAUGAGUCAGAGCACAGCAGCUCUUCUCCCCACAGCAACACCACACUGACCUUCAGCCCCAGUGGGGUGGCCGUCACCUUCACUCAGAAACCCCUGCAGGACUCAGCAUCCCCGGCAGACUCAUACCAGUCUGCACAGCCCCCUUCAGAGACAGACUCCCCCUCUGUGCCCCAGCCUGGCUCUGGUGACAGGACGGCUCCGCUGGAGGCUGGUACAGUGACAUCUCGGCGCCGCUACAGCCGCACCGAGCUGGGCUGCAGCCCUGGGUCUCGCAAUGGACACCCCGCUAAAGUGCAUCUCAGGCCUAUGCCCUCGGUGGAGGACAGAGACUCUGGGCUGGAGAGCGGCGAGUCAGAGGGCAAUCAGGUCUAUUACGCUCUCUACACCUUCAAAGGCCGAAACAGCAACGAGCUGAGCGUGUCAGCUAACCAGAGACUCAGGAUCCUGCAGUUUGAGGAUAUCACAGGCAAUCGGGAGUGGUGGCUGGCUGAGGCGCACGGGAAGCAGGGCUACGUGCCCUCCAGUUACAUCCGGAAGACAGAGUACACGUGA
This is a messenger RNA of Phaethon lepturus (White-tailed tropicbird), 2376 nucleotides long. It is a transcript of the gene DNMBP, whose product is annotated as dynamin binding protein. Gene Ontology annotation, cellular component: cytoplasm. The coding region runs from base 4 to 2376 and encodes 790 amino acids. Gene Ontology annotation, molecular function: guanyl-nucleotide exchange factor activity; protein binding. Gene Ontology annotation, biological process: intracellular signal transduction. The record is from RefSeq and is a predicted model, not a curated record. The transcript has 13 exons. Lineage: Eukaryota; Metazoa; Chordata; Aves; Phaethontiformes; Phaethontidae.